Molecule: messenger RNA, 4047 nt
Organism: Camelus dromedarius (Arabian camel)
Lineage: Eukaryota; Metazoa; Chordata; Mammalia; Artiodactyla; Camelidae
Gene: TRPM4
Product: transient receptor potential cation channel subfamily M member 4
Exons: 25
Coding region: 100-3726 (1208 amino acids)
Biological process (GO): calcium ion transmembrane transport
Cellular component (GO): plasma membrane
Molecular function (GO): calcium-activated cation channel activity; ligand-gated calcium channel activity
Source: RefSeq, a predicted model, not a curated record
GCUGGAAAGCGGCGGAUCCGGUUUGUCCUGGGUGCAUCAGAAACCCGGGUUAGUGGAGGGAAUGCGGGGAGUCGGAUAGGUUGCGGUGGCUGCAGCAGCAUGGUGGGUGCGGAGAAGGAGCAGAGCUGGAUCCCCAAGAUCUUCAAGAAGAAGACGUGCACGACUUUCAUCGUUGACCCCGCAGAUCCGGGAGGGACCUUGUGCCAAUGUGGGCAUCCUCGGCGUGCCCACCCGUCAGUGGCCGUGGAGGAUGCGUUCGGGGCAGCCGUGGUGACCGUGUGGGACAGUAACUUACACACCACGGAGAAGCCCACAGAUGCCUUCGGGGACCUGGACUUCCUGGGAGCCGGCCUCAAGGCCAGCAAUUUCCUCCGGCUCUCUGACCGCACGGAUCCAGCUACAGUUUAUAAUCUGGUCACGCGCACAUGGGGCUUCCGGGCCCCGAACCUGGUGGUGUCAGUGCUGGGGGGGUCGGGGGGCCCCAUCCUCCAGACCUGGCUGCAGGACCUGCUGCGACGCGGUCUGGUGCGCGCUGCCCAGAGCACAGGGGCCUGGAUUGUCACUGGAGGGCUGCACCAGGGCAUUGGUCGGCAUGUUGGUGUGGCUGUGCGGGACCACCAGACGGCCAGCACUGGGGGCAGCAAGGUGGUGGCCAUGGGCGUGGCUCCCUGGGGUGUGGUUCGGAAUAGAGAGACACUCAUCAACCCCAAGGGCUCCUUCCCUGCGAGGUACCGGUGGCGCGGCGACCCCGAGGAUGGGGUGCAGUUUCCUCUCGACUACAACUACUCGGCCUUCUUCCUGGUGGACGACGGCACGCACGGCCGGCUGGGCGGAGAGAACCGCUUCCGCUUGGGCUUCGAGUCCUACGUCGCCCAGCAAAAGACGGGCGUGGGAGGGACUGGCAUUGACAUCCCUGUCCUCCUUCUCCUGAUUGAUGGUGAUGAGAAGAUGUUGCAGAGGAUAGAGGACGCCACUCAGGCUCAGCUCCCCUGCCUCCUGGUGGCCGGGUCAGGGGGAGCUGCAGACUGCCUGGCAGAGAUCCUGGAAGACACACUGGCUCCAGGAAGUGGAGGGGGCAGGCGACAUGAAGCCCAAGAUCGGAUUAAGCGUUUCUUCCCCAGAGGGGACCCUGAGGUCCUGCAGGCCCGGGUGGAGAGGAUCAUGACUCGGAAGGAGCUGCUGACAGUCUAUUCAACUGAAGACGGCCCUGAGGAAUUUGAAACCAUCGUUUUGAAGGCCCUUGUCAAGGCCUGUGGGAGCUCUGAAGCCUCAGCUUACCUGGACGAGUUGCGUUUGGCUGUGGCUUGGAACCGUGUGGACAUUGCCCAGAGUGAACUCUUCCGGGGGGACAUCCAGUGGCGGUCCUUCCAUCUGGAGGCCUCCCUUAUGGACGCGCUCCUGAAUGACCGGCCGGAGUUCGUUCGCUUGCUCAUCUCCCAUGGCCUCAGCUUGGGCCACUUCCUGACCCGGACGCGCCUGACCCAGCUCUACAACGCAGCACCCCCCAACUCGCUUAUUCGCAGCCUUCUGGACCAGGUGUCCCACAGCGCAGGCACCAAAACCCCAGCCCUUAAAUCCUCUGAGGAAUCACCACCCCCUGAGGUGGGGCAGGUGCUGCGGAUGUUGCUGGGGAAGACGUGCGCGCCGACGUUCCCCGCCGGGGGCACCCCCCCGGGCGAAGGCAACAGGGAGGAUUCCUAUCUGCUGCCUGACAAACCUGCCUCAGAACUCUUGCUGGAAGGAAUCCCCGGGCAGGCCCCCUGGAGUGACCUGCUCCUCUGGGCACUGCUCCUGAACAGGGCUCAGAUGGCCGUGUACUUCUGGGAGAUGGGUUCCAAUUCCGUGGCCUCAGCUCUUGGGGCCUGUUUGUUGCUCCGAGUGCUGGCGCGCCUGGAGACUGAGGCUGAGGAGGUAGCACGGAGGAAGGAUCUGGCUGCCAAGUUUGAGGGGCUGGGUGUUGACCUCUUUGGACAGUGCUACCGCAGCAGUGAGGACCGGGCCGCUCGCCUGCUCCUUCGACGCUGCCCGCUCUGGGGCGAUUCCACCUGCCUCCAGCUUGCCACGCAGGCUGAUGCCCGUGCCUUCUUUGCCCAGGACGGAGUACAGUCUCUGCUGACACAGAAGUGGUGGGGGGAGAUGGACAGCACCACCCCCAUUUGGGCCCUGGUUCUCGCCUUCUUUUGCCCCCCACUCAUCUACACCAACCUCAUCACCUUCAGGAAGUCAGAUGAGGAGCCCACGCAGAAGGACCUGGCAUUUGACAUGGAUAAAGGCAUCAACGGGGAAGGGCCUGUCGAGCCAGCAGACCCCCCUGAGAAGAUGCCCUUAGGGAUGCUGAGGCCGCCACGCCACAGGGGCUGCUGUGGGGGGUGCCCCCCGCGCCUGCGCCGCUGGCCCCAGUUCUGGGGGGCGCCAGUGACAGCCUUCAUGGGCAACGUGGUCACCUACCUCCUCUUCCUGCUGCUCUUCGCCCACGUGCUGCUCAUUGACUUCAAGCCCGAGCUGCCCGGCACCCCGGAGCUGCUGCUCUACUUCUGGGCCUUCACCCUGCUCUGCGAGGAGUUCCGCCAGGGCCUGGGGGGCGGCCUGGGCAGCCUAGCUGGGGGGGGCCCCGGGGCCGACUCCCACCAGGCCUCCCUGAGCCGCCGGCUGCACCUCUACCUCUCCGACACCUGGAACCAGUGCGACCUGGUGGCCCUCACCUGCUUCCUCCUGGGCGUGGGCUGCCGGCUGUCCCCAGGCCUGUAUGACCUUGGCCGCACUGUCCUCUGCCUCGACUUCAUGAUCUUCACGCUGAGGCUGCUGCAUCUCUUCACAGUCAACAAACAGCUGGGGCCCAAGAUCGUCAUCGUGAACAAGAUGAUGAAGGAUGUGUUCUUCUUCCUCUUCUUCCUCUGCGUGUGGCUCGUUGCCUACGGGGUGGCUACGGAGGGGCUCCUCAGGCCCCGUGACCGUAGCCUCCCGGGCAUCCUGCGCCGCGUCUUCUAUCGGCCCUACCUGCAGAUCUUUGGGCAGAUCCCCCAGGAGGACAUGGACGUGGCCCUCAUGGAUCACGGCAACUGUUCGUCGGAGCAGGGCUUAUGGGGGCUCCCCCCAGGGCGCCAGGCAGGCACCUGCGUCUCGCUUUAUGCUAACUGGCUGGUGGUGCUUCUCCUUGUCAUCUUCCUGCUUGUGGCCAACAUCCUGCUGCUCAAUUUGCUCAUUGCAAUGUUCAGCCAUACCUUCGGCAAAGUACAAGGCAACAGCGACCUCUACUGGAAGGCGCAGCGCUACAGCCUCAUCCGGGAAUUUCACUCUCGGCCCGCACUGGCCCCGCCCCUUAUUGUCAUCUCGCACGUGCACUCCCUCAUCCGUCGAUUGCGCAGGCGCCGGGCCCGCUUGCCACCUUCCCCAGUCUUCGAGCAUUUUCGGGUCCACCUCUCAAAGGAAGCAGAGCGGAGGCUGUUGACGUGGGAGUCAGUGCAAAAGGAGAAUUUCCUUCUGGCGCGUGCUCGGGAACAGCGGGAGAGCGACUCAGAACGUCUGAAGCGCACAUCGCAGAAGGUGGACACAGCACUGAAGCAGCUGAGACAGAUCCGCGAGUAUGAGCAGCGUCUGAAAGGGCUGGAACAGGAGGUCCAGCACUGUAACCGAGUCCUAGGCUGGGUAGCUGAGGCCUUGAGCCGCUCUGCGUUGCUUCCCCCAGGGGGUCCGCCGCCCCCAACCCCGCCUGGGCCCAAAGAUUGAGUCCUGCUGGUGGACUUCAAUGAAGAGCCGCCAUAGGGAGUUUUUCUCCCAGAGUAAGGCCUAGCAGAUCCUUGGCCCCUCGCACCUGGCCACCUUGUCCAUGAGGUGAACCUGGGCCGCUGUCAGGACCACUGCAGGCCUGGCUUCUUCCAGAACCAGCUCCACUCGGGGAGAAUCAGCCUCUGGAGCCCAAGUAUUGCCCCUCUGAAGGCUGUACCACAGCCUGCUGGGCUGGAGAAGGCUGCAGGGUCUUUGGGGUACAGGGACCAAAGGGCCCGCUCACAGCUCCCCACACUGGGGAAAUAAAGCCAUUUGAGAGGA